Messenger RNA from Ceratina calcarata, 1861 nucleotides. RefSeq names its product F-box only protein 22-like. The record is from RefSeq and is a predicted model, not a curated record. The coding region runs from base 461 to 1555 and encodes 364 amino acids. Gene Ontology annotation, biological process: positive regulation of proteasomal ubiquitin-dependent protein catabolic process; protein polyubiquitination. Gene Ontology annotation, molecular function: protein binding. NCBI's taxonomy places the organism in Eukaryota, Metazoa, Arthropoda, Insecta, Hymenoptera, Apidae. The transcript has 5 exons.
UACCAUUUUUUCCAAUGCUCCCUUAGUAAGCUUAUACAUUUUUCGGCGAAAAUAAUACUACUCACUGUUGCAAAAAAAUGAUCCUCAUUUAUUUCAAAGCUAUUCAAAGUCAAUAUAACUCCUCGUCUACCGUCAGGACUCGUGCACGUGUCUCAACUGGAAAACGCUCGCUAAUUCCCGCCAACAACACACUUUCAGCACCACGCUAUAUCCGCUUAUAUAUUUUAAAUGUUCUACAAUUUUCUACAAUAUUUUUUAAUGACGAUUAUAACUCAAUGCGAAAGUAUUUGAUUCUUACCGCGUUCGUCAAAUUCUGUCUACAUAUAUACUACGUAUGUAGUACGUACGUAUGAUUUGGUAUGAGCUAUAGAACGAUUCGUGUCAACUGGUAUAACACAAGUUCUUUCAUACGCGUAAUAAACUUUAUACAAUACCGUAGACCUGUAUUUAUAAUCGGAAAAUGAAUAGAAGAGGCAAAAGGAGUUACGAAGGCGAUGCUUCAACGAACGUCAGGGAAAAGAAGAAGUUGAACAUUUGUAGCCAAUUAACCUACGAUGUUCUGAGAAUUAUAUUUAAGUAUUUAAAUCCCAAAGAGUUAUCAAAUGCCUCAUUAGUUUGCAGGACAUGGCAAGAGGUAGCAAACGAUGAGGAACGGUCUAGAGGCCCUGUUUGUAUAGAAGGGAAUUUAUUGAGAGAAGAGGAUGAGUUUAUAAAUGAAAUUAGUGAUAAUUUAUGGAUCAAACCAAAGUUAGGAUUAUUUUUUAAAUCAAGUGCAGGCUGUCGUAUGAAAGCCCAUUGCAAAGAUUGCUACUGUAAAUUUUUCCCAAGAGACUGUGACGUUGUAACACUGGGCACAAACAGUAUAAUCUUUGAGAACAAAGAAAUAGAAGAAAUUCACGAAGACAAUGUGGCAUGUACAUUCCUACCUAAAAUACCUAAUGUAUCAAUUAAAGUAAUUCCUGUUUUUAAGCACUCACAUACGUCAGACGAACAAUUAGUUGAACAACUAAGAGUGCUCGUCAACAGCUUUCAUAAUAUUAAGUGUGCCCUAUUAUUCUGGAGUUAUAGAUGUAGACGUAGAAUGAACAGAUUUACGAGUCUGUUAACAGCGCGUGAAGAAAUCAUGGUACCUAUAUGUGGAGGUAUGGUUUUCGAUGUACGUAUAUGUAACAGAAAUAUAAACAGAUGUUUGGAAUUUGCGAAUUGCGUCGCAAUUACUUUCACUGGACCAGUGAAUGCAUGGUCUGUGGUCAUCCGCGAGGACACCAAGGAACAGGUCGAACAGGAACUAACAUCGUUCAAAAAUAGUAUUUCCUUAAAGAGACAUUCCUUGGCAUUUAUGUCCGCGUGUAAUGGUCGCGGACGAGAACUCUAUAACGAAGUCGAUGUGGAAUCGUCUAUUUUCAAACGAUUAUUCCCAGAAGUGAGAUUAGUAGGCGCUUUCAUGAAUGGAGAAUUCGGAACAACUACGGUACCAAGCAAAUUUGCUAACAGCAGUGGAAACCAUUGGUACAAGCAGUUCACAACGGUUUUUUUGAUACUCACAUAUGGUUGAUGAUGUUGGCUUGAAUAAAAUUCGGGGUUGAAGUUAAGAAUUCUUUACGAAAAUCACAACGUACAUGUAUAUAAUAUAUUUAAGAAAGACAAUGGUUGUGAAUUGAGAAGUAUGUGUUGUAAAAAGACAGUGUAUGAUAAUAAAAUUUAUGUUCGUAAAAAAAAUUUCUUAUUACUUGUCGGGACCUCUGAUAUGCAAUCUUGUGAUUUUCAUUUAAUCUGAAGAAACAGAUGACUUCCUGGUUUAAACAAGUUGCAAACAGGUAAUUAACGACGAUACUAUUUAAUAACGUGUGUAUGUUACCAU